AGAAUACCCAUUAGGAUCCCUACAAGGAGGCCAUUCAGUAAAAAAACGACUUAUAGAGUUAACCACUCAACAAAUCAAUCCCGUUAAGAGACAGGCAUCCAGCGCGAACACAAAAUGCGUAUAACUUUCGUGGUUCUUGCUGGUUUAUUCCAAGCUGUAUUAAUUUUGCUGUUUGCGUUGCUUACUGAUUAUGGAGAUCACGGGUUGCCUGCUCACAGACGUAAGGGGGCAAAACUCAACGAGACGACGUCGAAACUUGAAGUCAAUGACAUCGCCGUGUACUAUCCAAUGUUCCAGGAUGUCCAUGUUAUGAUCUUCUUCGCUUUCCCUUUCCUACUGUCCUUCUUAAAGCGGUUCGGGUACAGUGGCAUCUGCACUGCCUUCUUUGGGGCCUCCUUAGCAGCUCAGUGGGCCAUCAUCUGCUCUGGAGUAUUCACUGGGCUGAUUCACGGAGAAGCGCACAUUCAAGUCAACAUACAAUCGCUUUGCUUGGCAGACUACACAACUGCUGUGGUGCUGAUCGCGUACUGUACUACCAUGGGGUACGCCAGCCCAACCCAGCUCAUAAUCAUCUCCUUCUUCCUGCCAAUCUUCUACGGUUUGCUGGAAAUGGUCCUGUUCCACUACCUUCUGAUAGCGGACGCAGGUGGAAGCAUCCUCAUACACUCGUUUGGCGCCUAUUAUGGCAUGGCCUUUUGUAGAAUGAUGUACCGAAAGGACGCGGUGGAUCACCCUAAAGAGGACGCUAGCUACACCUCGGACAUGUUUUCCAUGGCUGGCACUCUAUUCCUAUGGAUAUACUGGCCAAGUUUUAACGGUGUGUUCGGAGCGCCUGAUUACGAGGCUCAGCAUCGCAUUGUAGUCAACACCUACCUUGGCCUGCUCUCGGGGACUGUUAUGGUUUUUAUCGUCUCCUUCCUUACAAGCAAAGAUGGGAAAUUCACCAUGGCCCAUAUCCAGAACGCGACCCUCGCUGGGGGAGUGGCCGUGGGAACUGCUGCUAACAUGAUGAUGUACCCAUGGGGAGCUCUGCUGGUCGGUGCGAUGGGGGGCACAAUCAGUACACUAGGCUUUGUUUACAUGUCGCCCUUGCUGCUUAAAUACCUGAAAAUAAACGAUGUCGCUGGUGUAAACAACUUGCACGGCAUGCCGGGAAUCCUUGGUGGCAUCGCAGGCGCUGUGAUAUCCGCGCAUGCGCAACCGGAAACAUACGGGCACCAAGGAUUGUACAGCGUCUUCAGUGCGCGUGCGCCGAUGGUAAACACCACUGAAUACGUUCAGCUGCAAGAGAUGGGCGUUGCCUUCACCCCCGGCUCAGGGCGUACCGCGAGACUGCAGGGGUGCUACCAAGCGGCAGGUCUCGCCGCGGCUAUCGGAAUCGCUCUUAUUGGUGGACUCCUCACAGGCCUGGUUGCACGCUUCCGCGCCUUCAACCCCCUAAAGAAACACCAGCUUUACGACGACUUCGACUUCUAUGUUUUACCUGAUAGUAACGAGUCGUACUCCGCGAUGGAGUUUAUCAUGUCAUCGCUGGGGAUGGACGACGAAAAGAAAGAAAAAACAGCCAAACAGGACAACAACAAGAACAAAGAGUCGGAGGAAGUGCAACUGAUGAAGGACAAAUGAGGUUGCCUACCAGUGCGACGCGUGCUAUCGUGGCCACCUUGACGGUUUCGUGAAAUAAGACAAUAAGGAUACAAGAAACGUGCUAUCUGAUACGACUCGCGCUAUCGAGGCUACCUUGACGGUUUCGUGAAAUAAGCCAAUAAGGGUACAAGAAACGUGUUAUCUGAUACGACGCGCGCUACCGUGUACAUCUUGACGGUUUUGUGAAGUAAACCAAGGAGGGUCCGAGCUGACAUGAACUUCGCUAGUAAACAAGGGUGGAAAAGAAAUACCUUUAUGCGGAUCAGAACACGACGGAAUUCGUUCCAGUCAUGAAGCGCUCGUCGCACUAUAAUAUUUUGUAUAAUCCGUAGGUGAUGGCUCAAGUAUUUUAUAUUAUUAUCUGAUAUUUACAUUUAUUUUGUAUUCUCUAUUUACUUGUAUCCUUUAUGUGCCUGCUGUGUGUUGUAUUGGCCUUAAAAUCUCAAAUUUUUA
Nematostella vectensis (starlet sea anemone) is the source of this 2100-nucleotide messenger RNA. Its product is annotated as ammonium transporter Rh type B. Gene Ontology annotation, cellular component: plasma membrane. Bases 115 to 1626 code for a protein of 503 amino acids. Gene Ontology annotation, biological process: ammonium homeostasis; ammonium transmembrane transport. Lineage: Eukaryota; Metazoa; Cnidaria; Anthozoa; Actiniaria; Edwardsiidae. The transcript has 10 exons. Gene Ontology annotation, molecular function: ammonium channel activity. The record is from RefSeq and is a predicted model, not a curated record.